Molecule: messenger RNA, 5670 nt
Organism: Aplysia californica (California sea hare)
Lineage: Eukaryota; Metazoa; Mollusca; Gastropoda; Aplysiida; Aplysiidae
Product: FYVE, RhoGEF and PH domain-containing protein 6
Cellular component (GO): cytoplasm
Molecular function (GO): guanyl-nucleotide exchange factor activity
Source: RefSeq, a predicted model, not a curated record
UGAAAAGAGGAAGACCGAGGAACUCUUGACAAAGUUUAGAUCUCUGCUAAACUGUUAUGUUUGAUUCCGUAAAGGGAAGUUGUUUUCCAGUGUUCGUGUUCUGCGAACUGAAAAAUGUAGAACUUAAGUUAUGAAAAUAGACCAAACGUCCGCUGGCAUUGCGAGUUUGAGCAACAUCAAUAAUAACAACAAGAACGAAGUUGUCAAGUUCGGUGCCGAUGCAGAGACUACUGAUGAUGAGUUUCGGGACUUUCAGCUGCUGAUGAAUGGUGAGGAAUCUCGUGCAUCACAGAGUAUUAGCCUGCACAGCUGCCCGAAACAAAUGUCAGUAUGGAAAAGCCUAGGCCUCAGUUGCCUGCAAAACCUCCCGUGGCUGCCAAACCCAGGCGCAAGCCCCCUGCGCCCCCUCCACCCCCAAAACCUACCCUUGUGUCCACAUCACUCUCUCCAUCCCCGUCAUCCGUGCAGCUCUCAUCCCCAAAUGGUGAUGUAGCGGGGAAAGAAUCUUUAGCAGUAGACAAUCAGCCAGAAAAUCAUUCCUCAUCAGUUCCUAAUGGCCCUAGCGGGUCAAACGAGAGGGCUGAUGGUGUUCAGGAUCCCCACAAAGGACUUGAGUCUUCCGACAGGGAAACAGAGCCGAUAAAAGUGGACCCCCCGCCUUUACCCUCAUCCCCACCCCCAACCCAGAGAAAAGGACCACUGUCUCCGUCGUCAAACCCUUCACUGUCUCCUUUUUCAUCAUCCUCAUCCACACCGCAGCAAAAAGUUGAAAAUGAUACCGAAUCCAAUUUGCUGGACAAUCCUCUCCCAGCCUCAGCUAAUGAAGCUUGCACAGUGUCGCCUUCUACUACACUUUCAAAUCCUAAGUUGCCAUCACCUCAACCCCCUCCCAAGUCGAAAAGUCCAUCAGUGCCAGUGAAGGCACCUCCACCCGUACGUCCAAAGCCCAAACCACUUACAAUCCCUCCGCCAGACACUUCAGCAUCAAAUGUUGAGAGUAAAAGUGAUGAGCCUCAAAGCAAAGAUGAAAGUUCAGGUUCUAGCAGAACAGAAUCAGACUGUUCAGUGUCAAAGGCUGAAAAUCUUACUGAUGAGACACAAGAUAAAGGCAAUGUUUCAGUGUCAAAGGCUGAAAAUCUUACUGAUGAGACACAAGAUAAAGGCAAUGUUUCAGUGUCAAAGGCUGAAAAUCUUACUGAUGAGACACAAGAUAAAGGCAAUGUUUCAGUGUCAAAGGCUGAAAAUCUUACUGAUGAGACACAAGAUAAAGGCAAUGUUUCAGUGUCAAAGGCUGAAAAUCUUACUGAUGAGACACAAGAUAAAGGCAAUGUUUCAGUGUCAAAGGCUGAAAAUCUUACUGAUGAGACACAAGAUAAAGGCAAUGUUUCAGUUUCAAAGGACACAAAUGCAGAGCCUGAUACAUCAAAAAUGGUAGGUGUUUCAAAGGAAGCACAUGCAAAUCCAGAUACAUCAAAGACAGUGGAUGAAAGUCCUCUACUAAAUUCUAGAAAAAUAGCGUCAGCUUUAGAGGAGGUUCUGAAAAAGUCUCCGCCUAAAGUUCCCGCCAAGAAACCUGUGAACCCCCCAGCUAGGCCCACCUCUCCCCCAGCAAGACCUGCCCCUCCACCUUCAAGGCCGGCCCCACCCCCAUCGCGACCCACCCCGCCCCCCAAGAGAGCCCCGCCCCCACCAAAGAGACCCUCGCUGCCUCAUGUUACGCCUGCUACCCCCACCGCCGUGUCCUCUCCCUCACCACAACCCUCCCCCGCAACAACCACCGUUCCGGCUGGUAGCUGCCAGGUAGCGAGCGAAGUCCAGGUCGAAGCAGAGACAGAUCCAGUCUCUAAGAAAGCUGCUAAGCCUUCUGUACCUCCUCCUCUUCCUUCGACUCCGCCUCCUCUUCCUUCGGCUCCGCCUCCUUUACCCAAAAACCCACCGAGGGGUGGGGUGCCAAGAAAACCUCGCUCACAGUCUAAUGUCUCAAAGAACUCGCUGAAGGAAGCGAGCGUCUCAGCAACAGAGAAAUCCAGCUAUAAGGAAGGAGAGGGAUCGGAGGGUAAAGCCUCCAGUGAGGGUAAAGCCUCCAGUGCGACCAGCAGCCCGGAAAAAGGGGGGAAGAAGGUCUGUGAACACUCCCAAGACUUGUCCCUUCCCAAAGAAAAAGGAUCUGAUGAGGCCCAACCUUUGGACAUCGCCACUGACCAGUCUCAGAAACCCGAGAGAACUUUGAAAAAGCAACAAGCCUUUGACAGUUCUGAUUCUAAUUCUAAUACUCCUGUGCUCAGGGACAAAAGUGGGACGUUGCCUCACUCAGAAGAAAAUGAUCUUAAAAAUUCCGACCUGAACCAAGAAUCUUUACCUCGUCCUGUGCCCAGGAAACGGUUAAGUAUACCUGCCGUUCCAAAAACAGACGAAGAUCCAAACGUUUCCCAGAAAUCCACAUCUGUUGUUGAAAAGAAAAAUGGAAAAUCGGCAGUAGAUAGCAAUACUUCCGCCGCUAAAACUGCUUCGAAAAAGCAGUUUUUGUUGAAGAUUGACCCGGAGCUCGAUUACGCUGAAGUGUACUGUGGCUCUGAUGAUGAUGGGCUGGGGGAUGAAGGGGAAAGUCAGAGCUCAGUAAGUGCAGAAAAGACUACCUCAGCCUCAAAGCAAGUUGACGUCUGCCAGGACUCACAAAGCGCUAAAAGUAUUACAAACGCCUCUGGUGAAUUAUCGGAGGAACCGAAAGGUGUUGGCUGUGUAGGAGAUUCCAAAGGCAAGGAUGGGGUCAGCGAUGAUGGUGCUAGCGAGGGACCAAAGCUUUCUCUCAGCGACGAGCCAGGCUCCACUUGUGAGAUGCUCAAAGAGAUUGAGGAACUUCUGAAGAACAAACUCGGAGGAGACUUUGAGACAGAUUUAGAAGGCGGUGUCGAUUCUGAGACUACAAAACCUGAGAGUGAUUCAGAGGGGAAAACUACGCUGCAGGAAGUUGAAGAUUCCCCCAAGUGGCGUGCCAACAGCUUGGAUUCGUCCAGUCCUGUGCGGCCACCGAGACCGAAGAGACAUGCCAGCAUCUCGCGACUGCGGGGCAGCGUGGAGUCUCUAGACCAAGCGGUCGUGGACAGCUCCAGCGUUGAGUGUCUGCACACAGCGAGCGGGCAAAGCAGUUCGGGGAAGAAAGUUGUACCGCCGAAACCCAAACGUACGACCUUGCCCCGUAUCAACAGAAGCCGGUCCGACGUGACCGGAAUGAAAGCCGUUGCGGACGGGGCUGAGGAAAAUUCCAACUCGUCCGACACUGCCGCUGGCGAUCAAGAAGGAAGUGAUCUGAAGCCGUACUUACCUCCGCGCCUCGAGUCCUUGAGGAGGAGCGAGUCGUGUAGCAACAAUUCGGUGCCCCCGCCCCUCCCCCCAAGGAACAAGCCCCGGAGUACCAGCAUGAACGAGUCGGGUCGAGCAAUGUCGUCGAUAUCGUUGUCGAGUGCCGCGUCCACUUCAACACUUGACGUCACAGUUUCCCCCAGUGCCAGUAGCUCUGCGCUGACGCCGAACGACGCCAAAAGUGCUAUUCCCCCAAGCGGGAGAAAAGAUGGCGCGACGCCAAAAACCCCUCAGAAGAGGGCCUCAAGAGCGACGGCUAAACCGAGACCUGUGCGAAAGGCACCUCCCCCUCCACCGGGACCCCCCAAGAGGGCAGCGACCUUCGCCCCCGGUGACACAAAAGCUCAGAGUGGCUCAGAGAAGAGCGAGGAAUCGAGCAGCGGAGCAUCGGACGGGAAGUCGGACCAGAGAAAAGGCUCCCGGUCUCCCCCACAGCCGUCGGUGAAAAAGACGCUAAGCAUGAUGAGGCGGCGCUCGCAGAGUCCGGGCGAGGACCAUGACUAUCACGAAAUACCGGACAGCAGCGUUGUCGCGGAUGCUAGAAGACAAGAAGACCAGUCGAAGGAAAGAGAGACGACACCUCCCCCUCCCCAGCUUCCCCCUCGCUCGCACAGAGCCAGCUCCAGGGUCAGUGCCGAUGUGUCCUUGACCUCUGACGAUAAGAAAGAAACUCAGGAAUCCCAGAGUGCCUCGGAGCAACCCACUCGCGGUGGUGUGGGCGGAAUGGCGGAGGAGGAAGCGAAGCAAGAGGACGACGGGAAAAGCGGGAACAGCCCGGAGGAUCAGAAGCGGAAGGCGAAGAGAGCAAAGGCGGCGCUCAUACAGAAGGUAUCCCAGGACCUGGGGCUUCCAAGGAGUCCCGCGCCGCCCGCCGACGGAGAUGCGGGAGCUCUGCGCUUCGAGAACCCGAGCUUUGAACUUGAGGGUCAGGUCGCCGGAGGUGUUGCAGGGGAUGAGGAGGAUGAUAGCGCUGCUGAUGGGGGCAGUAAGACGGGAGAGGAGGACAGUACGAAUGCUGAGGAGGGCGGUAAGAAUGCUGAGGAGGGCAGAAAGACGGCGGCCGACGAGGAUCAGAAUACUGCAGCUGAGGAGGACAGUGAGACGACCGCUGAUGGAGAGCAGGCGAAAGAAGUGCGGCAUAAAUCGGUGUCUGACGCGUCGUCUUCACCUUCUUCCCCCAAGAGAGACCGGCCGGAGUCGAUGGCCAGCCACCAGAGCACCGGGAGCGAGCAGGAGGGUGAAGGUCACCUGGAAGAUAUCGCCAGUUCGGAGAGCGAGUCCGAUGAAGAUGGAAGUGAAGAGAUUUACGCUCAGAGGAAAGCGUUGAAGGUUUUCUACAUUGCUGAAGAAAUCAUGACGUCUGAGAAGUCUUUUGUGGAUGUUCUUAAACUCCUCAAUAUUGAUUUCCGGAAACACAUCUCCACCGCUACUGAAAAGCAGGGUCAGCCGGUGAUUCCCACAGAAACUCUGAAUAAAAUUUUGGACUAUCUGCCGCAGCUACAAAAUUUCAACGAAGAACUGCUGAAAGAUCUAACAGAACGCAUCAAUAAUUGGGAGAACAACAAACGUCUGUCCGACAUUUUCGUCAAGAAGGGACCUUUUCUCAAGCUUUAUUCCUCCUACAUUCGCAAUUUUGAGAACGCUACGGCAAUCCUCGACGACUCUUGUAAGAAGAAUCCUGCUUUUGCGGCAGCCUUGAAGGAGUUUGAGAUGAGUCCUCGCUGUGCGAGCCUGGCGUUGAAGCACUACAUGCUGAAGCCCAUUCAGAGAAUUCCACAGUACAAGCUUUUGCUUCAGGACUACAUGAAGCAGCUGUACACAGACUCCCCCGACUACAAGGACACCACCACGGCCUUGAACAUUGUGAGUGAGGUGGCCGAUCACGCCAACGAGAGCAUGCGGCACGGGGACAAUGUGCAAAAGUUGCUGGAAAUCCAAAGAUCUUUGAUUGGGCAGUUUGAAGUCAUAGAGCCGGGAAGGGAGCUCAUCAAGAAAGGAGAGCUGCAGAAACUGUCGAGGAAGGAGAUGCAGCCCAGAAUGUUCUUCUUGUUCAGCGACGUUCUCCUGUACACUACUCCGGCCACCGGGGGCUACAAGGUCAACAACGUGCUCCCGCUGUCUGGCAUGAAGAUUGUUCGGCCCAAGUUGGAGGACUACAAGUUUGAGUUUAACAUUCUGAGCACCCAACGAUCCUUCACUGUGUGUGCCAGCACGUCCCAGGAGAAGGAGGACUGGAUCUCCGCCCUACAGGAAGCUGUGGAGGAGAACGCCAAACGGUUCCACACCUUCGAGUGUGUCAAGCAUGGACAG